Molecule: messenger RNA, 315 nt
Organism: Letharia columbiana
Lineage: Eukaryota; Fungi; Ascomycota; Lecanoromycetes; Lecanorales; Parmeliaceae
Exons: 4
Coding region: 1-315 (104 amino acids)
Cellular component (GO): mitochondrial matrix
Molecular function (GO): protein-folding chaperone binding; ATP binding; metal ion binding
Source: RefSeq, a predicted model, not a curated record
AUGACGACAGCACUCAAGUCGAUCAAAUCGCUCGCCCCUCUCCUCGACCGUAUACUCGUUCAAAGAAUCAAGGCGGAGACCAAGACAGCCAGCGGCAUUUAUCUACCCGAGAGUAGCGUGAAGGAACUCAACGAGGCAAGAGUUCUAGCUGUCGGUCCUGGGGGUCUUGACAAGGAGGGCAAGAGAGUCACACCGAGUGUUACGCCAGGAGACAAGGUUCUGAUACCACAAUAUGGCGGCAGCCCAGUUAAGGUUGGAGAGGAGGAGUACUCGCUUUUCAGAGACCAUGAACUGCUCGCCAAGAUCAAUGAAUAA